Messenger RNA from Antrostomus carolinensis (chuck-will's-widow), 1044 nucleotides. RefSeq names its product F-box protein 45 (gene FBXO45). The annotation marks the transcript as partial. The transcript is spliced from 3 exons. Gene Ontology annotation, molecular function: protein binding. Lineage: Eukaryota; Metazoa; Chordata; Aves; Caprimulgiformes; Caprimulgidae. Gene Ontology annotation, cellular component: synapse; SCF ubiquitin ligase complex. The record is from RefSeq and is a predicted model, not a curated record. Gene Ontology annotation, biological process: proteasome-mediated ubiquitin-dependent protein catabolic process; synapse assembly involved in innervation.
AGAAGGCCCUUUGCACCAACAUCCUCAGCAGUGUGUCCACCUACAAGGGCAGGGUCCGUGCCUUCCACCACGCCUUCAGCACCAACGACUGCUCACGGAACGUCUACAUCAAGAAGAAUGGCUUCACGCUGCACCGCAACCCCAUCGCCCAGAGCACGGACGGGGCGCGGACCAAGAUCGGCUUCAGCGAGGGCCGCCACGCCUGGGAGGUGUGGUGGGAGGGCCCGCUGGGCACUGUGGCUGUCAUUGGCAUCGCCACAAAGCGGGCAGCCAUGCAGUGCCAGGGUUACGUGGCCCUCUUGGGGAGCGAUGACCAGAGCUGGGGCUGGAACCUGGUGGACAAUAACUUGCUGCAUAACGGGGAGGUGAAUGGCAGCUUCCCCCAGUGCAAUAACGCGCCCAAAUACCAGAUAGGUGAAAGGAUUCGAGUUAUCCUGGACAUGGAAGACAAAACAUUAGCAUUUGAGCGGGGCUAUGAGUUCUUGGGAGUUGCCUUCAGAGGACUGCCAAAAGUUUGUCUGUAUCCAGCAGUGUCUGCUGUGUAUGGUAACACAGAAGUGACUUUGGUCUACCUGGGAAAGCCUCUGGAUGGAUGACAUGGAUUGCUUCAUUGGGACAUUGAGAUGUGGAUGAUUGGGAGGAGAAAUCUGCAUGUUGGUUUAGAGGGAAACUUGUGUUAGAGGAAAAAACAAAAAUUGUGGGUAUGUGUCCAAGAACCAUCGAGGGAAUCACGUGAAAUUUUGAAACGGAGGACCAGCCAUACAUUUCCUCUUUCUACCAGGCCAGAAAAAUCCUCAGGGUUGCAAGUUGGUUGAGUGGGAAGCUGACACAUGCAUGUUGCAACAGAUUUCAUUGCUAAGGUGGCAGUGUGUGACCUCGAAUAUUUAAGAAAGGAUUCGAUACAAAACUGCUUGAGGAAGUUAAACCUGAGAUUUGUAAGUAGCGUGUUUUCUGAAAGACUUCCACUUUAAAACUGCUUGUUCCUUCCCUUCCCUCCUUUGGGCCGACGUGGGUACCGGAGGAGAGCGAGUCCGGUUGGGUUUU